AUGUCUAAUUUAACAUCUUCUAUUCAAUUAACUAAACAAUCAACUUAUAAAUUAAAUAACGGUCUUCAUAUUCCCGUUGCUGCUUUCGGUACCUAUUUAAUUGACAAAUCAAAAGCUUCCGAUUUGGUAUAUAAAGCUUUAGAAGAUGGUUAUCGUCAUAUCGAUACCGCGAUUGCUUAUCAAAAUCAAGGUGAAGUUGCUCAAGGAAUUGCAAAAUUCUUAAAAGAUCACCCAGAUGUUAAAAGGGAAGAUAUUUGGUUUACUACAAAGAUCGACAAUCCAUCUCAAGGUUAUGAGGAAACCAAAAGAGCCGUUCAACUAAUUUCAAAAGAAGUCAAACCUUUUAUUGAUUAUGUCGAUUUGAUUUUGAUUCAUUCUCCAAAAACAUCAAAGGAACGUCGUUUAGGCACGUAUAAAUAUUUACAAGAAUUGAUAUUGAACCCAAACAAUGAAGUAUUAAACUUGAAAUCAGUUGGUGUUUCUAAUUAUGGGGUUGCUCAUUUAGAGGAAUUAUUCAACUGGGAUGGAUUUUUAAUUAAACCAGUUGUUAACCAAUUGGAAUUACAUCCAUGGUUGCCUAGAUUAGAAUUAAGAGAAUAUUUAUAUAAACAUGAUAUUUUAGUGGAAGCUUAUUCUCCACUUACUCAAGGUUAUAAAUUAAAUGAUCCAGAAUUAUUACAACUCGCGGAGGAAUACAAGAUUAGCAAGAUUGAUAUUUUACUUAAAUGGUCUUAUCUUCAAGGGUUUAUUGUUUUAGUUAAAACCGAUAAACCUGACAGAAUUAAACAAAAUUUGGAUGUGUUACCAUGUGGUAAGAGAGAUGAUGAUGAAUUACAAGAGAAUGUUAAUUUAGGUAUUGUUGAUUUGGACCCUGCAAUCAUUGAAAAGUUAAAUAAACCGGAUUCCCAUGAAGUGUUGACUUGGGGUGGUGUUGAUCCUACAUUAUACAAAGAUGAAUAA
Candida tropicalis MYA-3404 is the source of this 960-nucleotide messenger RNA. RefSeq lists its product as uncharacterized. The record is from RefSeq and is a predicted model, not a curated record. Gene Ontology annotation, molecular function: oxidoreductase activity. The coding region runs from base 1 to 960 and encodes 319 amino acids. The transcript has a single exon. NCBI's taxonomy places the organism in Eukaryota, Fungi, Ascomycota, Pichiomycetes, Serinales, Debaryomycetaceae.